Messenger RNA from Parnassius mnemosyne (clouded apollo), 5056 nucleotides. The record is from the annotation of a GenBank genome assembly. Lineage: Eukaryota; Metazoa; Arthropoda; Insecta; Lepidoptera; Papilionidae.
AUUGCUGCAGUUGGCUCUUUUAGUACAUGUUGUGUUGUAUGAGUUGUAUGAAGGAAGAAAAUUACGUCAUUAACGUUAGUCCUAUAUUACUCUACUCUAUGCGUUAGGUCAUAGUCAUAGUCAGUGUCGGUGAUCAGUGUGGUGUAGUGCAGUUCGUAGUUUGGAGAGGCUAAUUUGAAGUUUGUGUUUUAUGGACGUAUUGCGCUGUUGCGCAUUUCCGUAAAUUUGACUCUUUUCUCCUGGUGAAAACUUAUUUUUUCCGUCUAAAUUACUCUUUUUGUUCGUGUGGUAAAAGCUAAUAGUAUAAAAUGUUCAACGCAAUUGGAGGCGCGUUCCGAAGCAUUGGAGAGAAGACCGCUUCUCUGUUCGAGCGUAAGAAGAAAGACGUGGAGCAGAUUGCAGCGGAGAAGGCGCAAGAAGCUGCGCAUGUGGUUGAUGAGCAUGUGAAGAAGGCGGGAGAGCUUGUUGAUGGGGUGCAUCAAAGUGCCGACCAAGCAGCUAACUCAGCAGCAACAGCAGCCGCAAACGCCAAGCAAAGCGCUAUCGACGCCAUCGACAAAGCAGCGGGAGAUGCGGCAGACGCAGCCAACAAAGCUGUUGAAGAUGGCAAGAAGGUCGUCGACAGCACAAAAGACACACUCGCAACGACAGUAGACAACACAAAAAAAGCUGCCGGGUCCGCUUACAACACAACUAAAGAUGCGGUAGCAAGCAAUUAUAACGCAGCGGUAGAUACGACCCAAAAAUCUGUUCACUCUGCUUUUGAUACAGGAAAGGCUUAUGCCUCAAGUGCACAAGACACUGUAGUUAACACAGCCACCAGCGCAUUAGAUAGCACCAAAAAUGUAGGUGCUUCUGCACUAAAUACAGGGGCAGCAUUUGUAGGGAGUGCUAAAGACACUGUAGUUAACACGGCGACCAGCGCAUUAGAUAGUACCAAAAAUGCAGGUGCUUCUGCACUAAAUACAGGGGCAGCAUUUGUAGGGAGUGCUAAAGACUUUGUAGUAAACACAUCCACCAGCGCAGUAGACAGCACCAAAAAUGCAGGUGCUUCUGCACUAAAUACAGGGGCAGCAUUUGUAGGGAGUGCUAAAGACACUGUAGUUAACACAGCCACCAGCGCAGUAGAUAGCACAAAACAUGCAGGUGCUUCUGCACUAAAUACAGGGGCAGCAUUUGUAGGGAGUGCUAAAGCCACUGUAGUUAACACGGCGAGCAGCGCAUUAGAUAGUACCAAAAAUGCAGGUGCUUCUGCACUAAAUACAGGGGCAGCAUUUGUAGGGAGUGCUAAAGAUUUUAUUAACACUGUAGUUAACACGGCGACCAGCGCAUUAGAUAGUACCAAAAAUGCAGGUGCUUCUGCACUAAAUACAGGGGCAGCAUUUGUAGGGAGUGCUAAAGACACUGUAGUUAACACGGCGACCAGCGCAUUAGAUAGUACCAAAAAUGCAGGUGCUUCUGCACUAAAUACAGGGGCAGCAUUUGUAGGGAGUGCUAAAGACACUGUAGUUAACACGGCGACCAGCGCAUUAGAUAGUACCAAAAAUGCAGGUGCUUCUGCACUAAAUACAGGGGCAGCAUUUGUAGGGAGUGCUAAAGACACUGUAGUUAACACAGCCACCAGCGCAGUAGAUAGCACAAAACAUGCAGGUGCUUCUGCACUAAAUACAGGGGCAGCAUUUGUAGGGAGUGCUAAAGACACUGUAGUUAACACGGCAACCAGCGCAUUAGAUAGUACCAAAAAUGCAGGUGCUUCUGCACUAAAUACAGGGGCAGCAUUUGUAGGGAGUGCUAAAGACACUGUAGUUAACACGGCCACCAGCGCAUUAGAUAGUACCAAAAAUGCAGGUGCUUCUGCACUAAAUACAGGGGCAGCAUUUGUAGGGAGUGCUAAAGACACUGUAGUUAACACAGCCACCAGCGCAGUAGAUAGCACAAAACAUGCAGGUGCUUCUGCACUAAAUACAGGGGCAGCAUUUGUAGGAAGUGCUAAAGACACUGUAGUUAACACGGCAACCAGCGCAUUAGAUAGUACCAAAAAUGCAGGUGCUUCUGCACUAAAUACAGGGGCAGCAUUUGUAGGGAGUGCUAAAGACACUGUAGUUAACACGGCCACCAGCGCAUUAGAUAGUACCAAAAAUGCAGGUGCUUCUGCACUAAAUACAGGGGCAGCAUUUGUAGGGAGUGCUAAAGACACUGUAGUUAACACAGCCACCAGCGCAGUAGAUAGCACAAAACAUGCAGGUGCUUCUGCACUAAAUACAGGGGCAGCAUUUGUAGGGAGUGCUAAAGACACUGUAGUUAACACGGCGACCAGCGCAUUAGAUAGUACCAAAAAUGCAGGUGCUUCUGCACUAAAUACAGGGGCAGCAUUUGUAGGGAGUGCUAAAGACACUGUAGUUAACACAGCCACCAGCGCAUUAGAUAGUACCAAAAAUGCAGGUGCUUCUGCACUAAAUACAGGGGCAGCAGUUGUAGGGAGUGCUAAAGACACUGUUGUUAACACAGUUACCAGCGCUGUAGAUGGCUCUAAAAAUGCAGCUGCUUCUGCAGUAGAUAAAGGAACCUCAAUUGUAGAGAGUGCUAAAGACACUGUAGUUAACACAGCCACCAGCGCAUUAGAUAGUACCAAAAAUGCAGGUGCUUCUGCACUAAAUACAGGGGCAGCAUUUGUGGGAAGUGCUAAAGACACUGUAGUUAACACAGCCACCAGCGCAUUAGAUAGUACCAAAAGUGCAGGUGCUUAUGCACUAAAUACAGGGGCAGCAUUUGUAGGGAGUGCUAAAGACACUGUAGUUAGCACAGCCACCAGCGCAUUAGAUAGCACCAAAAACGCAGGUGCUACUGCACUAAAUACAGGGGCAGCAUUUGUGGGGAGUGCUAAAGACUCUGUAGUUAAUACAGUUACCAGCGCUGUAGAUAGCACUAAAAAUGCAGCUGCUUCAGCGGUAGAUACAGGUGCAGUAUUUGUGGGGAGUGCUAAAGACACUAUAGUAAACGCAUUUACCAGCACAGUAGAUACCACUAAAAAUGUAGCUGCUUCUGUAGUAGAUAAAAGUGGAGCAUUUGUAGAAAGUGCAAAAGAUACUGUAGUGAGUUCAAUCCAUAGUACAGUAGAUUCUACUAAAAACGUUGCUGCUUCGGCAGUAGACAAAGGUGCAACAUUAGUAGGGAGUGCUAAAGAUACUGUCGCAAGCACAAUAGAUACAACAAAGAAUUUAACUGCUACUGCGGUUGAUAAAGGUGUUUCUUUUGUUGGAAGCGCUAAAGAUACAUUAGCGAGCACUGUUAAUAGUACUGUAGACACAACAAAAGGAGUAGCUAGCACAGUAGUAGCAGAAGGAUCAUCUCUCUUAGCAGGCGCUAAAGAAACAAUCCAUUCCACCGUAGAUACAACUAAGAAGGCUGCAGAAGACGCUAAAGCGCAGGCUUUGAAGGCUGCAGAAGAUGCUAAAGCGCAGGCUUUGAAGACUGCAGAAGAUGCUAAAGCGCAGGCUUUGAAAGCCGCUGAAGCUACCAAGGAGGGAGCUAAGCGAGCUGCCAACGCGGCUGUUGAAGAGUCCAAGAAAGCAGCAGCUGAUGCCAGCAACGCAGUCAACAGCACCGUGGACAACACGCUGAAACGAGUGGAGGACGGCGCCAACAAGGGACUGAAGAACGCCAGCCAAGUUGUCGACACCAACAUCAAGAGCGCUGACAAGUUUCUCACAGAGAAGCGUGAUACGGUCCUCACAAACCUGUCGUCGGUAGCUCAUGACGGCGCAGAGGGCGCCACUGGACUGCUUAGCAAGGGGCUCGCCACUUUGCCCAAAUAAACUACUCACAACCUAUUUCACAGCAUUAUCAUUACUACAAAAUUAUCUGGGAACUAACAGACUGCUUUAUAAAUACUCUAUUUUAUUAUUACACAAAAUGUAUAUAAUAUAUAAAUAUAAACAGUAUAUUAUGUAAACAGAGAGCUACUGCUUACUAUUUAUACAUAAUAACUAUAUUAUUGUAAUAUAAUGGUCAAUAUUUUUAUUAAAACCUAUAUGUAGUUUUUGAAGUUAUACUUCUUUUGGGGCGUUUAGAAAAAUGAGGAGAGUGAAUUUUUUCGAUGCGCGUACUCAGCGACAUCUAAAAACGACACCACGAAGUUGUUACAAUACGCGCGCAAUCUGACACCUAAAAGCGACAACUUCAGUGGGUAAUUGUCUCUCAAGUUGUUUUUUUGUUUUGUUACGCUAAAGAAGUAUAACUUCCAACGUACGUCUAUACACACACGCACAUUUUUUUUUUGCAAACUGUUGGCUUUCCCAAGUUGAUUUUUUUAAUUUAAUUAUAUUAUAUUAUUAUAUAAGUGCACAUUUUGUGUAAUAUCUCAGGCACAAUUACUAGGUAUUGUUUUAGUUAAGAAAAUUACUAAUACAGAAACUGUUAUUUUGUCUAUACAUUCGUUUUAAUAAAUAUAACUUGGAAAUAUAUAUAUUAUAUAAUCUCCGUAAAAAAAUAUAUAAUAUUUAAUUUAAUCAUGCUUAGUCAUAAAAAUGUGGAGUCUUUAUUCGUACUCGUUUUUAGAUGUAAAUAAUGUAUAAUUUAUUUUAAGUAUUUUACUUUAAUAUAUUGUCGUAUUUAGAAUGUCAAUCGACAUACAAUUGUUUGUUGCAAUAAUGUGCUUUAAUAAUUAAAACUGCCCUUGAAAAUUCAAUAAAAAACAUAAUAUUUGACACUUAUUUGCAAUAUGCACAAUAAAAUAGAAACGGGAUAGAUUUAUCUGCUAAGCGGUUUAUUUAUAUUUUUAUACUUUGUGAUAUGUAAUCUUUGAAAGCAUAUUUGUAUUAUUUAAGCAGGAUUACUUCACCUAUUUCAAAAAAAUUUUUUUGGCUCUGUUAUAUUCGCAUUUAGUUGAUAAUAAAUCAAUUUUUCACUUGAAAUUAAUGUUUUAUUUGUAAACUUAUUGGCAAAUGUUUCAAUGUCUAUAUAAAUAAUUUGUAGUGAUACUGUCUCAUUUGUAUUUAAGAAGCUAAUUAUGAAAUUUAAUGUCGUAAAUUUUGUUCAAUAAAGUACAUUGCUGUCC